AUGGUCACACGGCUGAGGCAACAAACGAGGGGCCUCUGCGCUGUCGCUGCGUGCUUUUCUAGAGUGGGUUGGCCAGAAAAGAUGAGAAAUGGAGCUUGGUAUUUUUCCGGUGCUCAUCAUGGCAAGACAAGCCGCAGUUGGGCAGCGCCAACCAGAUGGAAUGGUCUAAUAAUGAGAGGCGUGCACGAAAGGAAGCAAAAGAAAUGCAGAAGCGAGAACUGCGAAAAAAUAUUGCCCGCCACACAAUGGGGGUUUUUGAGAGAUCCACCUACGGCGCUCCUAAAGAUGCCGCAUCCCGUUUGCAGGCGCCUGUGUUUGGGCCGGGGACCAAGAAUGGGCCCGAGACAGCGUAUGCCCACGCAUGGGCUUCAUGCACGAUCCCGGUGUUUGUGCGGGCCGCUGCAACUCCUGCUUUUAGACAUGCAAACAACGCCAUUUCGCACCGCUCUUGUCGCGCGUGUGUUGCCGUAA
Messenger RNA from Clavispora lusitaniae ATCC 42720, 471 nucleotides. The record is from RefSeq and is a predicted model, not a curated record. NCBI's taxonomy places the organism in Eukaryota, Fungi, Ascomycota, Pichiomycetes, Serinales, Metschnikowiaceae.